CAGGGGCGGUGGUGCGGCUCCGGGGGAGCCUGGCGGGUCAUCUAGCGCGUGUUGGAGGGGCUGCUGCGCCUUGGUGUCCGAUGCCUGGGCACCCCUGGAUGUGUCUCCGAGGGCCGCUAAGGCAACUUCUGCGUCGGGAUGAGCGACUCCUGGACACCUGGCAGGAACUCCAACAUGACCAGGAAGAUCUUCACGAACACCAGGGAGCGGUGGAGGCAGCAGAACGUCAACAGUGCUUUUGCCAAGCUGAGGAAGCUCAUCCCCACUCACCCUCCCGACAAGAAGCUGAGCAAAAACGAAACGCUUCGCCUGGCGAUGAGGUACAUCAACUUCCUGGUGAAGGUCUUGGGGGAGCAAAGCCUACAGCAAACGGGAGUGGCUGCUCCGGGAAAUAUUCUGGGCCUCUUCCCCCAAGAACCCCACCUGCCGGACGGGACUCUCCUUGGUGAUUACCAGGUUCCAUCAUCCGGCCCAAGCCACCACAUUCCGUAGUGGGGCUCUGGCUGUCGUCACCCCAGGCAGCACUGGUUCAGAAGUAACUAGCUGUCGACAGCCUUUUGCAUGUUCCAGAGUCAACCUGAUGAAUAAUUUAUGAGGCAUGAAUUGAAGCUUCAUAGGAGGUGGCUCAGGGUUGGCUUCAGGAUGCUGAAAGGAGACCAUGAGGAACGUGGCUUGGGCGUCUGUCACCCCCUACCCCCAGGGCUUCAGUCAGAUCAGCCUGUCUCUGUCUAUGUUAUAAAUCUGGGUUCUGCAUAAGAUGUUGUUUGAAAAAAAAAAAAAAAGACCCUUAGGUUAAAAACUGGUUUGAAAAUCACUGUUUUACUCAGUAUGUUUUCAGUUAUAAGAAAGUUUUCUCAAAAUGGAUCUCAGAUGGAUGAGUAGAAAAUGCUUUUCCCUCCGAACAUAUUUUAAAGUUUGUUUUGAAAAAUGAGGCAUAUUUGAUCAAGGGUGAACAACGUAAGACAAAUGAAAAGAUAGCCCUUGCAGAAACCAACCUGGAGACUUGCAGGAACGUCUGUGAAGAAAAGACCCUCCUGACAUGUGAGGACCACAGGAAGGCAGCAGAUACCUGUGGAAGAGCUCUGCAUCCUUUAUCUCUAUGGACGUGUGAGGUGUCACUUGCAUAGGGCUGUGUAUGUAUAUGUUGUCUCUAAAGCCAAAUGGUGGAUUAUACCUGUGAGAGGAAAGGACUUGAUAAUUUACGAGAGUUCAUAGUUUUCUUAUGAAAAACAGCUAGCUAAAAUAGGUUUUCUAACCCCUUAGUUUCACAUGUCAGGUAUCAAAACUUUUAAUUUAGCCUGGGUUUCUGCUGACUUAAGAACUGUAAAAUCU
This is a messenger RNA of Kogia breviceps (pygmy sperm whale), 1332 nucleotides long. It is a transcript of the gene TAL2, whose product is annotated as TAL bHLH transcription factor 2. Lineage: Eukaryota; Metazoa; Chordata; Mammalia; Artiodactyla; Physeteridae. Gene Ontology annotation, molecular function: protein dimerization activity; RNA polymerase II cis-regulatory region sequence-specific DNA binding; DNA-binding transcription factor activity, RNA polymerase II-specific. The record is from RefSeq and is a predicted model, not a curated record. Gene Ontology annotation, biological process: regulation of transcription by RNA polymerase II.